CUUACAGAGCCAGCCCACAGACAUCGGCCAAUCCGUCUCCAUCGACACACCCACCACACCCACCCACGCAACAGCCGAUAGACAAAAAUCUCCCCCAACCCACCCGAGACAAACAUUCGAAAGAGGCAAGACACAUACAUACACCAGGCAGACGCCCAUCCAUCAUUUAGAUCAUUGAGUUGACGGCACGUAGUAGUUGAAUGUGUCGCGUUCGGGGUUAGAUCGCUGCGCGUUCGCACGUGACGUCUCGUUGUACUUGUUGGCCAGCCUCGCCUUCUCCUCAAGGUCUUCAUCGAACAGCCACAUCCGGGCCAUCCACAACCGAUCUGACACGCCCUGGCUCAUGUAAAGAACACCUGACACACACACCACACCAGCACAUUGCACCACAUGGCAGGUGAGAGAAGGGUGCCAUGCAUCCGUGCGUGGCUGUGCGUGCGUUGUUCUUGUCUCCUCUCACCGUCGCGAACGAGCGAGGGGAAUUCGAGCCAGAAGGCGACGUUUGGGAUCAUGUCGAUGCCUCUCGCGUUGUGCCGCUCCUGCUUGAGGUAGAUGCCGAUCGACACGUACAAGGCGGCAGCAACCAACACACAUAUCAGCAAAAAGGUCGCCUGCACACACACACACACACACAUCCACAACACACACACAAUCUCAUCCCGCUCCCUGCUUCAUUGUGUCUGACUGUCUUGCUGACCGGUCCCAGCCGCCUCCUGCCCGAGUGCGGUGUGACGUGGUGGUGGCUGUGAUGCCCGUGGUGCUCGCCAUGGUGCCGGAAGUACCCAUGAGACGGGUGCAUGGCGUGGUGGUGGUGAUAGGGGUGGUGCGACUCCCCAGUGGCGAUGUACGACUCCUCCCCUGGCGCCACGCCAUGGACCAUGUGGAGGUUGGGGUGGUGCCCAUGGUGGGGCUGAUGCUGAUGGUGGGCAUGCUGGUCGCCCUCCAGAUGAGCCACAGCCAUGUGCGGGGACCCCUCGUGGUGGGCGUGAUGGCCUUCUUCGAGUCUUCUCUCUAUGUGGUGGUGCUGCGGCAUGGUGUGGGGAUGGUGUGGGUGGUGGGGGCCGUGGGGGUGCUGGUUGACGUUGUAAGCGUAGUAGAAGGGCUGCUGGGUGGUGGGCUGAUAGCUGAGGAUGGUCUGAUAAUCGGCGUCAGUCAGCUGAUGGCCGGGAAGGAAGAUCAGCGGACACCUGAACCACACACACACACAGAUCUCUGUGUGUAUGUGGUGGUAUAUGUUUGAUCUCACCCGGCAGGUCCCCUCAGUUCGAAUGUGUAGUGUGCCGAUCCUCGACCAUCCACUGCGUCGAAGAGGCCCUCAGGCCGCGAGGGGUCACACUUGAAGUGAAUCGACACUCGGUGGUGUUCGCUGGUGUGCUGGUAGGGAUCGCCAUCGAAGUACGUCUGAACGAGUACCGACACAUAUGGACGUACAGAAUGGGCGUUGCCGUGGAUGGACACUUUUCUGUGGUUGAUUAACUGACUGACUGACUGACUGACCAGUUCCAGCCCUCUGGUGGCCAUGUAGUGGUCGAUUGGCCGCAGAUCCAUGUGCCCGACAUGCCCCAGCAGCCGGCAACCUGCACACACAGAUGGAUGAAUGGAAUGGACAAUACACUCACUCCACACACUCGACACACUCUGCGGCCGACUGCCUCUUCCUUCCAUCUCACCGACCGUGAAAUCCGGCAGUGUUGGUCUUGGACUCCAUCGCUGGUGUGGCCAUGCCGUCACACGCCUCAUUGAGGUCACGGAACACAGCAAAGCGGUAGCAAAAGGUCUCAGUGGCGUUGCCGGCCAUGCACCGCUCGAACUCCCCGGCCCUCUCGACGCCACACAGAUUCCCUGCAGGCACCAACACAACAGAAACACACACUCGCCUGGCGUCGUCUGCUUGUCCCUCCCUCCCUCUAUCCCUGUCUACAAACUUACACGUGUAGUGGUUGAAUGGCGACGACCAUUCCACGAUGCAUGGGUGCUUGCCGUUCCUCACAGCCGGUGCCUCGAGCUUCUUCAGGUAGGCCUCGUGCUCGGGGAUGCCGUGUUGGAGGUAGUGGGGCUGCUGGCUGUCGUGGUGAUGCUCACUCGUGUGCCACGAUGAGAGAUCACCCGCUUCGUUCGCCAGAGAUGCGACGGACGCGAUGGCGACCAACGUCAGGCCUAGAAGAGCCUUCAUCUUCUGCAUUUAACACCCUCGUGCGAUGCGACCUCAAGG
Molecule: messenger RNA, 2212 nt
Organism: Vitrella brassicaformis
Lineage: Eukaryota; Vitrellaceae
Source: the annotation of a GenBank genome assembly